This is a messenger RNA of Anopheles funestus (African malaria mosquito), 1497 nucleotides long. RefSeq names its product CLIP domain-containing serine protease 14D-like. Bases 298 to 1380 code for a protein of 360 amino acids. Gene Ontology annotation, molecular function: serine-type endopeptidase activity. The record is from RefSeq and is a predicted model, not a curated record. Gene Ontology annotation, biological process: proteolysis. The transcript is spliced from 4 exons. Lineage: Eukaryota; Metazoa; Arthropoda; Insecta; Diptera; Culicidae.
GAUGGUUUCGAUCGGCGUGCGGUGUGUGGUGGAAGUUAUGAUGCAGUGCGGAAGCUGCACUGAGGAACAGAGAACACUGAACGUUGAUGGUUGUGGUCGUGCGGUACUGCGGCGAUUGAAUACCUUAGAAAAUAGACUGAUAGUUCUUGCUGAUACAGUCCUCCGCCAACGGUGAGGAGCAACGGUUGUGCAUCAAGAUAGACUCCAGUCCGGCAGAGCCGUACACAUAAUUUCAUUCGAAUCGAAUUGUGCUUGUGUCAUAGCGGGUCAACCGUGUUCAUCAAUACUACGGCAAUUAUGACCGGCAAACGUGUGGCGGGUAUGCUGAUUGCUGGCCUGUUCGCAUUGCUAUCGAACAGUGUUUCGGCGCUAGAGCUGGGCCAAAACUGUGUGAAUCCCGUCGGCGAGACCGGUACAUGUGUGCUGUUUAGAGAAUGUCAACCUCUGAUCGCCAUCUACUCCAAACCGGUAAAUACGCCGGACGAUACGCAAUUCCUGUCGGACAGCCGCUGUGGCGUUUUUGAGCGCAAAACUUUGGUAUGCUGCGCGGGAGUGACGAACUCAGGAAAAACAUCACUGCCCUCACCACCGAAUUGCGGUAUACAGUUGUCGGAUCGUGUCUACGGUGGACAGCCCACGAAACUCGAUGAAUUCCCGUGGACGGCGUUAAUCGAGUAUCAGAAACCUGACGGACGAUUCGGUUUCCAUUGUGGUGGUUCCAUCAUUAAUGAGCGUUACAUCGUUACCGCCGCUCACUGUAUCAAUGCGAUUCCGCGAAACUGGAAGGUCCAUCGAGUGCGUCUCGGCGAAUGGGAUCUAAGUAGUUCCAGCGAUUGUGAAGAUGAUUUCUGCUCCAUUGCACCGAUUGAUCUGGACAUCGAAAAAAUCAUUGUACACACGGGUUAUGAUACACGGGACAAGAGUCAUCACAAUGACAUUGCGCUGAUUCGCUUCAAUCGGGAGAUCCACUAUUCCGAGACGGUUCGACCAAUUUGUUUGCCACUGGCCGACUCCCUCCGUAGCCGUAAUCAUGUCGGCCUGUCCAGCUUUGCUGCCGGUUGGGGUAAAACGGAAACGGCCUCAGCUAGUCCGAAGAAGCUGAAGGUGGAACUAAAUAUUAAGGAUUUGAAGGAAUGUGCACCAGUUUAUCAGCGUAGCGGCAUCUUCCUAGACUCAACGCAAAUGUGUGCCGGAGGUGUGCGCGGACAGGACACGUGCAGCGGUGAUUCUGGUGGUCCACUGAUGCGUCAAAUUACCGGAUCGUGGUAUUUGAUCGGUGUGGUCAGCUUUGGACCACAGAAAUGCGGCACGGCUAGUGUACCGGGUGUGUACACGAACGUGGCAGAGUAUGUCGAUUGGAUAAGGGACAACGUUUACUAGAACAGCAGAAGAAUUAUUGCUACACAUAAAGAUCGCGACAUAUGACGCUUCAGUUUGAGCACGUACAUAAGUGACUAAACUAAAGUUUAUUAAUAAAAUGUUUGACUAAAACAUAAA